AUGGUGGAGCAAAGUAGGAAGCUAUGGAAACCAAAUGAGGCAUCAGGGGUUCAGAGUGAACAGAUACCAACAACUGCCACAGAAGAUAAUCAAGAUGUUAAGGAAGUUAAAGGGAAGAAGGUUGUGAUAGCUAGCCCACCCAAAGUGAAGACUAGGAACUCUUUUUAUGUGUUAGAGGAUGUUUCUGUUAAUGAAGUGCAGGUUGGAGAGGUGUUAUUAAAGGAAGAGACCAACUGUGGAAAGAUCUUGUGCAAUUAUCAAAAGUAUAGUGUAGCAGAUUGUGAUUUAGAAGAUAUCAAAUUCAAUGGAAACUUCUUCACUUGGAAUAAUAAACAAGAAGGCAAAGAUCGGGUUUAUGCAAAAUGGGACAGAUUUUUAGCAAAUCAUAAGUGGAUGGACAAAUAUACUACAGCUGAGGACACUUUCUUCCCUGAAGGUGAUUUUGAUCAUUCUCCUGGCCUCCUUUCUAUUUACCCGAAUAUGAAAAAUAGUAAAAAGCCUUCUAGGUACUUUAAUUUUUGGAAGAACUUGGAAGGUUUUGUUGAUACUGUGAAUAAGAAUUGGAAGGUGAAGACAGCUGAUUCAACAAAGCUUGCAGCAAAACCCUGGAAUGCAGAGUUAAUUGAGGCUGAAAUUAGGCCUCGACACUUUUAUGUAGAGUCUCACGGAAAUUAUAUUAGUUACCUUAGUCAAAAAGCCAAGGUAGCUUGGAUAAAAAGUGGAGAUGAUAAUACAAAGGUUUUUCAUGCAAGUCUUAAAAGAAGGAGGCAGCAGAAUACAAUUUACUCCAUCAAAGAUCAAACUGGAAGAUGGAUUGAUGAUCAAGAGGGUGUUAUCAAAGCUUUUUUAGAUUUUUAUAACAUUCUGUUGGGAUCUUGUGUUACUAAUAGAACCAGAGUUCACAAGAGAAUUUUUCAAGAAGGGCCAAUGGUGACUCAAAGACAAGCUGAUUGGUUAUGGCAAGAUUAUACUAAAGAAGAGGUGAAAGAUGCCCUGCACUCAAUUCCUGAUGAUAAAGCACUAGGACCAAAUGGAAGAUUACUUAAAGAGAUAAAUGCUACAAUAGUGACUUUGAUUCCUAAAUUGGUAUGCCCAGAAUCUAUGAGUGAUUAUAGUCCCAUUGCUUGCUGCAAUGUGAUCUAUAAAAUAGCUUCUAAAAUUAUUUGCAAGAGAUUACAGGAAUUUCUUACAGGAAUCAUUUCAGAGAAUCAAAGUGAUUUUGUUAAAGGAAGGCAAAUUGCACAUAAUAUUAUGAUUUGUCAAGACAUGGUUUGGGGAUAUGAUAGAAGUCGUGCAAAAUCAACUUGUUUGUUCAAGAUUGACCUUCAAAAAGCUUAUGAUAUGCUUGACUGGGAAUUUCUUAGAGAGAUGCUUGAAGCUCUAAACUUUCCUCAAAAAUUUGUAAACCUUAUCAUGGAGUGUGUUACCACUCCUCUAUUUUCUUUCUCCAUGAAUGGUGCUCUUCAUGGUUACCUCCAAGCUGAACGAGGUUUAAGACAAGGCGACCCAAUUACCCCCCUUCUAUUUGUUAUAGGAAUGGAGUGUUUGUCAAGGAUCAUGCUCAAGGUGGCUAAGGAGGCUGAGUUUAAAUUUCAUCCGAGAUGCAAGAGUUUAAAGCUCACGCAUCUUUGCUUUGCAUAUGACCUCCUCUUGUUCUCUAAAGGUGAUUACAAAUCUGCCACUCUUUUGCUGCGAGGUUUUAAGCUAUUUUCCAACUCCUCAGGGCUCAAAGCGAAUGUUAGGAAAUCUAUAGUGUAUGGGGCAGAGGAGGGUUUGGGUUUUAAAGAUAUUGCCUUAUGGAAUUUAUGCACCAUGGGCAAGCAUGUUUGGGCUAUCUCUUCUAAGAAGGACAAUUUAUGGGUAAAGUGGGUGAACUCUGUGUAUAUCAAGCAAAGAGAGUGGUGGGACUAUGAACCAUCUCUAGAUGCUACCUGUUGCAUUCUAUUGGCAGAUGGAAUUUUGAUAUGA
This is a messenger RNA of Humulus lupulus (European hop), 1968 nucleotides long. RefSeq lists its product as uncharacterized. The transcript has 7 exons. Lineage: Eukaryota; Viridiplantae; Streptophyta; Magnoliopsida; Rosales; Cannabaceae. The record is from RefSeq and is a predicted model, not a curated record. Bases 1 to 1968 code for a protein of 655 amino acids.